AAAUGCCCAUAAGGAAAUGGGAAAAAGCGACUGUUAAUUAAUGGCGGAUAAGGAGAGAGAGGGAGGCGGCAUCAGUUACAGAAGGAGUUGAGAAGUCGACAUGCUCUGAAACCACCUGCGUCCUUUUCCUCUUUUUACAUCGCACUUAUUAUUACUGCGCCGCGGUUAAAGCACCAGUAGAGGAAACCAGAAGCAGACAAAGCCCUCCGACCACCAUCCUCACGCAGAGUGAGUAGAGACAGAAAGGGGGGAGAGGGAUGGAGAGGUUGCCGUCCCUCCAAGUGGAGUGAAGAAGAAGAGAAGGAGAUGGUGCCGAUGGAGAAAGCGAGUGAUUUGCCGUCUCUUAUUUAGCAUAGAAAGAGGAGGAGGAGGAGUCCUAUUGAGUCGUCGCUCGGAUUUCCCAGCCGUCGCCUCUUUGGUGGCUCCCUGCUAUUGUUGCUUCUGUGCAUAUAAAGAACUGGGAAGAGGAGAUGUCGGCGGCGGAGGAAGAGUUGAAGGUGGUAACUCGGCAAGGGAUAAAUGUUGGUGAGGAGAAGGAUGAGGGAGUCGACGCCGACAAGCUUAGCUAUGAGAUUUUUUCUAUUCUCGAGAGCAAAUUUCUCUUCGGCUACGACGACCACAAGCUCUGGGUCCCAAAGGCGCCGCCUUCGCAGGGCUACGGCACCGGCGAUCCGGCGGCGCCCGAUGUCAGGAGCCAGAGGGGCAAGGUCUGCUUGCUCUGCAUCGAUGGCGGCGGCGGCGGCGGCAUGAGGGGGAUCCUCCCCGGAAAAGCCCUCGCUUAUCUCGAGCAGGCGCUCAGGUCCAAGUCUGGCGACCCGGACGCGAGAAUCUCCGAUUACUUUGACAUUGCAGCAGGAACCGGCGUCGGGGGCGUCUUUGCCGCCAUGCUCUUCUCCACCUGCGAUGGCCGCCGUCCGCUCUUCUGCGCGGACGAUACUUGGCGCUUCCUCUCCGAGCAUGGAAACAGGCUCUUGGGCAAGGCGCCGCCCUCGUCCCCAUCUUCCUCCUCCUCGUCUUCUCCUGGUUUUCUCUGCGGCGUCUUCCGCGGCGGGGGUUGUGGCGGUGGGGCGUCCUCUGCGACGCUUUCCAUGGAAAGGGUGAUGAAGGAGGCUUUCGGGGAGAAAUUGACGCUCCGCGACACUAUAAAGCCGGUGCUGAUCCCGUGCUACGACUUGCAGACCUCGGCACCUCUCGUCUUCUCGCGCGCCGACGCAUUGGAGAGCCAGAGCUACGACUUCCGGCUGUGGGAGGUGUGCCGAGCCACAUGGGCCAUCCCGGGACACUUCGAGCCAGCGGAGAUGCAGUCAGUAGACCGCACCACCACCUGCACCGGCGUCGACGGCGGCCUGGCGAUGAGCAACCCAGCUGCCGCGGCCAUCACCCACGUCCUCCACAACAAGCAAGAGUUCCCCUUCGUCCGCGGCGUGGAGGACCUCCUGGUCCUCUCCCUGGGCUGCGGCGCCGGCGGAGCCAUCCCUGCAGUCCCCGGAGAGGAGCAGCGCAGAGCACGGCGUUGGAGUAGCAGGGAGUGGGCGCGUCCCGUCGCCCGGAUCGCCGCCGACGGCGCGGCCGACCUCAUCGACCAAGCGGUGGCGCUGGCCUUCGGCCAGUGCCGGAACUCCAACUACGUCCGCAUUCAGGCAAAUCCAUCGACGAUGGGGAAAUGCAGAGCGGAUGUGGAUUCCGAACCAAGUCCUGCAAAUGUGAAGGCCCUGCUUGUCGCGGCCGAAGAAAUGCUGAAGCAGAGGAAUGUGGAGUCGUUGCUCUUUACCGGGAGGAGAAUCGGAGAGCAAACGAACAUGGAGAAGCUGGAUUGGCUUGCGGGGGAGCUUGUGCUAGAGCACCAGAGACGGAGCUCAAGGAUCGCUCCCACGGUCGCAUUCAAACAAGCUUCUUCCAAAUCGAACUAGAACUUCGCGCGGCAAAAAUAAAAAGUAAUCAUCUUUUCUUUCAUUCCUCUUGUUUGCUGGAUCUUGCUGGUUUUUUCAUAGCAGAUUAGCAUUGAUCUCGAUAGGAUUUGAAGAGAAUCAAGGAAAUGUCGAAUGAUUCAUGGCUAUGCUUGCAAUUGAUAUGUUUCAGAUUGUUCCAGGAGCA
Messenger RNA from Zingiber officinale, 2094 nucleotides. RefSeq names its product patatin-like protein 6. The transcript has 2 exons. Lineage: Eukaryota; Viridiplantae; Streptophyta; Magnoliopsida; Zingiberales; Zingiberaceae. The record is from RefSeq and is a predicted model, not a curated record. Bases 471 to 1910 code for a protein of 479 amino acids. Gene Ontology annotation, biological process: lipid metabolic process.